Molecule: messenger RNA, 306 nt
Organism: Saccharomyces cerevisiae S288C
Lineage: Eukaryota; Fungi; Ascomycota; Saccharomycetes; Saccharomycetales; Saccharomycetaceae
Gene: SMT3
Product: SUMO family protein SMT3
Exons: 1
Coding region: 1-306 (101 amino acids)
Source: RefSeq, marked reviewed
AUGUCGGACUCAGAAGUCAAUCAAGAAGCUAAGCCAGAGGUCAAGCCAGAAGUCAAGCCUGAGACUCACAUCAAUUUAAAGGUGUCCGAUGGAUCUUCAGAGAUCUUCUUCAAGAUCAAAAAGACCACUCCUUUAAGAAGGCUGAUGGAAGCGUUCGCUAAAAGACAGGGUAAGGAAAUGGACUCCUUAAGAUUCUUGUACGACGGUAUUAGAAUUCAAGCUGAUCAGACCCCUGAAGAUUUGGACAUGGAGGAUAACGAUAUUAUUGAGGCUCACAGAGAACAGAUUGGUGGUGCUACGUAUUAG